Pseudogymnoascus verrucosus is the source of this 1621-nucleotide messenger RNA. RefSeq lists its product as uncharacterized. Gene Ontology annotation, cellular component: catalytic step 2 spliceosome. The transcript has a single exon. Bases 108 to 1457 code for a protein of 449 amino acids. The record is from RefSeq and is a predicted model, not a curated record. NCBI's taxonomy places the organism in Eukaryota, Fungi, Ascomycota, Leotiomycetes, Thelebolales, Thelebolaceae.
CCUUAUACUCAUUCCUACAUGGCCCCGACAGUGCCCCACCAUUUACUACAUACCAGAGCACGCCACUUCGUCACAACAUACCAAAGUGCUUGGGGAUUUAGGACAACAUGGCUUUGCCUCCAUCAAAUGCGUUGGUGCGCCGACGGACCGAUACGGAGUUGAUGCCGCCCCCGCCAAAGCGAAUCAAGCGCCCUCAAAAGGUGCUGGACGAGGAGGCGUAUACCGAAGGCAUUUCCCACAUCAUAGCCAGAGACUUCUUUCCGGGGCUUCUCGAAUCGGAAACACAGUCAGAAUACCUCGAUGCAUUAGAUUCUAAAGACCAGGUUUGGAUCUCGAGUGCAGGGCGCCGACUGGCCCAUGUCAUGACCCCGGGGCGAAAACGAGGGCGAAGAGGAACUUCAAUACAAACAAGAAGCGGGUCGGAGACUCCUAAGGGAUAUGCAGGAGAUACGCCUAUGUCUGUGGUGUCAGAUGUUUCUUCGGCAUCAACGCAGGCAGAUGUGAAGGAAGAAGUCGAUACGAAUAUGAGCUUGGACGCCUUUCAGUCUAAAUACACCAGCGAGGACAACGAAAGUUUCUACAAGCUACUCGAUAAGCAGAACAAAGCUCGGGCCGAGAAAUACGCAUGGAUGUGGAGGGGAAAUAAGCUGCCAUCCAAGCAGAUGCUAAAACAGAACGAGGUGGAGACAAAGCUGUUAACAAGCGGACAGUCCUUGGUCGAUGAUGGAGGCGAAAGGCAACGAUUAGCCAUCCGGGAUGUUUCCGAGAAACCCGCCAUGGUGGACACCUGGAAGUCGAAGCCAGAUAAUAACUUUAUGUUCGGCCCUGAAGGAGUGGAAGACUCGAUCGAGACAGUGGCACAAAGGGCACAGACUACUUCAAAAGCGGCUCCUAAGGGGGUCGUAUAUAACAAUACCCGUAUGCCUGGGCUGGUUACCGUGGACGAAUCCCAAGUCCCGCCGUCUCCGUCACUCUCGGCUAUCCAGGACGCUAUCGCUGGAAGGCCACGCACUACCGACUCCGAGCCAGGCUAUACUGGCAGUGAAACGCCGCGUGUCAACGGGUAUGCGUUUGUGGAUGAGGAUGAACCUGAGCCGGAAGAGCGGACCCAGUCAUCGCCCGCGAUUUUGCUUGGAAAGGGUGAUGCUACGCCAAACCCCUUUAAAAUAAAGGAGCAUAGCAAGAGGGAAGGUUUACACCACAGGAUGGUUGAUCGGGUCGCGAGAAUGAAACGAGCAUCCUCCCAAGCUGGCAUGACGGGAAAGGUUGAUGCGAGUCCAGUGCCGAAGUUUCCGAGCAGUCCACGGGUUGGAAGUGGCGGGCUAACUCCAGCAGCACAGCGCCUUUGGAGUAGAGUAGGGAAGUCGGGGAUGGCCUCUCCAGGCUUUGGGAAUAAGACUCCCGGAACUACUAGGUCUAGGUCGACGAACUUGAAGCCUAAGUGGACUCCAAAGUGAGUGGGGGUCAAGGCAAAUUGUUGAUUAUGAUGGAACGCCUUAUGAAUAUAAAAUGAUAAAAGGAAGGGUGGGGCAGGGGUUACGUUUUCCUGGAGUUAACAUACCCCCCCGGGCAUUGAGUUAGAAUGAUAAUAAUAAUAAUACCAAGAAAUUCUAGACGCCUC